Messenger RNA from Zea mays, 696 nucleotides. RefSeq lists its product as uncharacterized. Bases 39 to 506 code for a protein of 155 amino acids. The transcript has 4 exons. Lineage: Eukaryota; Viridiplantae; Streptophyta; Magnoliopsida; Poales; Poaceae. The record is from RefSeq and is a predicted model, not a curated record.
GCUCUGUUGGAUGUUUGGAUGGACCUGUGGGUUAUGGCAUGCCCCCUCCUCACGGUAACCCUUCCUGUUCAAGGAGACUCGGCAGAAUCAGACGCCGCCGGAGUCUUCUAGGCUUCCUCGCCCCUUCCACAUCGCCGGCGGCAUCAUCCUUGCGCCGCCCGGCCAGAUCACAGCCGGUCCGCCGCUUGCCUGGGAAGAGAGGGUGGAGGAAGUGGGGGAGGAUGAGCGAGGAGAGGCCGGUGCCGCGGCGGGAGAGCCCGUGGGGUCUGCCUGAGGGCGACACGCGGCAGCCCAAGGCUCACCGCUGUAACGACCGCGCCGAGGACGUCGUCCAGGCUUGCUUUGAAGGGAACCCAUUCAAGACAGUUCCAGGCCCAUUUAAGCUCUUCUGGCAAUGCAUGCGCUCAAAACCUGGGGAGGAACCAACCGAGCCCUAUACCUACCUGCAGCUAGAUCCUCCGAGAAGGGUGGAAGUGAAUCUGGAGCAAACAGGAAGUGAACCUUGAACGAGCAUGCCAUCUCGUGCCGAUUUGUCUUCACCUUUGGAGCAAACUAGCUGCAUCAACUAAUAAACUAGGCAUAGGGAGAUGCUCGUUCACCAUCUUGUUCAAGGUGAAUCUGGAAUAAACUAACAGAAGCAUCAACUAAUUGGCUGCAUAAGAAAAAAAAUAUAAACCUUCAGUGGCUUUUUCAUUA